CGUCCGUGGGGCUCGCUGCGGGGUGGCUGUAGGGCUGGCCGUGGGCCCCAUGUAUCCCUGCCGCUCCCCGUCCCCACAGGCCUCCGUGCCGGGCUCACCGCCUCACACCAGCGGAUGACGAACUCUACCAGCGGACACGGGUGACGGUGCUGGAGCCGGAGUCCCCCAACACCAUGUUCAUCGAGGGCUACAGCAGCCGCGGCUUCACCAUCAGCGGGGACCUGGUGGUGGGACCCUGCGCUGUCCUGCCCCGCACCAUCCUCCAGUGGAACGUUGGCUCCUACAGGGACAUCUCGCAUGAGAGUCUGUCGCUGUUCCGGCUGCUGGAGCCCCAAAUAGAGAUCCUGGUGCUGGGCACAGGAGACAGGGUGGAGCGGCUCCACCCUGCCAUGCUGAAGCACAUGCGGGAGAGCGGGAUUGCUGUGGAAGUGCAGGACACGCCAAACGCAUGUGCAACCUUCAACUUCCUAACCAGUGAAAAGCGCGUGGCAGCUGCUGGGCUCAUCCCUCCACGGGGCACCUACAAGGGGAUGUAGGUGCUGCCUGCCACGGCCGCAAGCUGAGCAGCUUUUCCCUUGCCUGCCUGAAGCUCCCGAGCGUCAUCGCUCCCGGUGGAGAAAUGCUUUGGACUAAACUGUUGGAGCUGCUGGCUGGGUAGUGACUCUGCACACAGGAAGGUGCUGUGAAAUGCGUGGGCUCUGCUCUGCCCCGAAGUCCCUGGCUUCUUGGCCUCCUUGCCCAGUCUGGGCUGGGGGCUGCAGGGCAUGGCACGAGGCAUGAGCAUUGCUGGCAGCACCUCACCCACAGCCCUGCUUUUCUGCCGAGGUGGUGCCGGGUGCCUUGGCAGCAAGAAGCCAUUGUCCCAAGGCAGGGUAGAGGCUGGUGGGGUGAGCUGCACACCCCCGGGCACGUUUGGGGCUCCACAAGGGAAAUACAUGUAAAUUGGAAGUACAAAGCAAUUGCGUAGUGGUUAAUGCACAGCAGAGCGAGGCUAUAAUGCACUGAUGGUGUGUGUGCUUGCUGCCCUGUGGAGCUGGCUGGGUGGUGGGGAUGGGCUGUGGCUGCUCCCUGGGCAGCAUAUGUGGUGCCAGGGAUGCCACCUGCCAGCAGCUCCCUGAGCACGGCCGGCACAGGCAACUGGUGGGUCCCAGCUGGCACUGGCCUGUCCCAGGCUCUCCUGUGGGGUUUUGUGCCGCCCCACAGUGCUGCUGUCCCCUGUGCAGCCUCGAGCUGCAGGUGGUCCCUGGAUGCUGCACCCCACCUCCCUGCAGGCUCAGCUCAAGCAGGGGACAUGGAGAGGGUCACUGUCCUGUUGUCCCCCCUAACCUUGCACUGGGAUGUGGUUGUGGAUGCCACCCCUGGGACUGGGGUGCAUGUACCUGAUCACAGUCUUGUCCCCCAAACCCUGUCACCUCCAUGGGCCCAAGGAGCGGGUGGGGGACGUGGCUGCAGUCCCCAGCCCUGAGUCAGCUGCAUUAGUGAAUGUUUGACACAAUUAUGUUGUAG
Haliaeetus leucocephalus (bald eagle) is the source of this 1506-nucleotide messenger RNA. It is a transcript of the gene NDUFAF3, whose product is annotated as NADH dehydrogenase (ubiquinone) complex I, assembly factor 3. Gene Ontology annotation, cellular component: mitochondrial inner membrane. Gene Ontology annotation, biological process: mitochondrial respiratory chain complex I assembly. Bases 174 to 536 code for a protein of 120 amino acids. NCBI's taxonomy places the organism in Eukaryota, Metazoa, Chordata, Aves, Accipitriformes, Accipitridae. The transcript is spliced from 4 exons. The record is from RefSeq and is a predicted model, not a curated record.